AAUGCAUAACUGUUGAGAAAUUCAUGUACAUGUUCUGAUGUUUCUUACUACUGUGGCAACCCCUCAGUAUUUGUGUAUCUGUAGUGGGAUUUUAUUGCGAGGCAUAACAGAAAAUAAAAGCAAGUUUGACAUCGACUUUGGAGCGCUAUAGAAGUAUCUACGGUGAGCAGCGCAACUUAAACCAGCGCCCAAGCGCAACAUCAAGUUGCGCUACAACUAAUCAAUCUUAUAGGAAAAUAUGCAGUUAAGACCACAAAUUGUGUGCAAAUAUUGAGUGAAUCUUAGUGAAAUCCCUUGAUAUCUGGAAGACAUGUAAUAUAACACACAAGUAUUAACAUUAUUAAGAUAAUAAAAUUAUAUACAUAUAACUUAUAAAAUGUGGUGCAUAGCUUAGUGGAAUUGUGCAAAUAUAAUAUAAUACUGUGGUCCCAGUAUGCACUAAAAAAGUCAAAUAGUGAAAAUACGGAUUAAGGAAAGAGUAAAAAUUGUAUCUCUGCACAUAACAAAUGAAAUUGACCAUUUAAUACGCAGAAAUAUCCAGACAACAAAUUAUAACACGUGUCGCGACGCGACAAGGUUGUUGCAAUUGCAACUCGCCAAUCGAAGUUUCCCUUCUCCCGUGUAACAAACCGAACGUCCGGCCUAAUGAAAAUGGUAGAUAAAUCAUCCAAGUUGGAUAAAUUUAGCGCCAACAUGGGUGUCAGUGGCACCGGUGCCGGCGGCAGUGGUGGGGGUGGGAGUGGUGUCAACAGUGGUUUUACUACUGGUGCUAGUUGUCUAUUGCACACCGGUGUUGGCAGUCAAAACGGCCAGAAGCCGGUGCCAAUGAAAUUAUUCGCUGCUUGGGAAGUGGAUCGCACACCUCCAAAUUGUAUGCCAAGACUGUGCUCGUUGACAAUAACGCGCCUAUCCAUACUGACACCAUUGCCCGGCGAUAUGACGUCACUAACGUUGGCUGUCAAGAUGCAGAGCUCCAAGCGCACGCUGCGCUCCCACGAGAUACCCAUAAACAGCAGUGGUUUUACGCAAAGUGGCGCUUCCGGUGGGGCAGUAACCGGCUCGACUGCCCCCAACAGCGGCGGCGGCGCUGCUGGCAACAUUAUACAACAGAGCAACUCCGGAGCUGCGCUCAUCGGCGGCAGCAGUGGCAGCGCACAAAUGGGUUCGGCCAUAAUUGGCACACCCGGAAAUAUUGGAAACACGGGCAUUGGCAUUGGCGGAAGUGGCAGCGGUGCGUCCAUGACGAUGGGCGGUUUCGCCGCUGUCGGAGGCGGCGCUACGACGAUGCCACUGGCAGAGACUGAACUAGAUCUACACUUCAGCCUGCAGUAUCCGCAUUUUAUUAAGCGCGACGGCAAUAGACUGGUUAUAUUGUUGCAACGACGCAAGAAAUACAAAUCACGCACCAUCUUGGGCUACAAAACCCUGGCCGAGGGGAUUAUACGCAUGGAUGCGGUGCUGCAAAAGUCCAUGGACAUGACGGUCGAACUGACGGCAAGUGGCAAGAACGGCCGACCGGGCACCACGGUGGCGUGUCUGCGCGCCGAACGCGUCUCCUCCAUUCCAGUUGAUCAAGACAAUAAGAAUAACAAUAGUGUCCUACUAGCAGAUCGCGUUGCUGAAUAUUCAGACGAAGACGAAGAAGGAGAAUUCAGUUCUGGUGAGUUUAACGAUGACGCCGCCGAGCUGGGUAUCCCCGGUUACGAUCCCAAGCGGGACUACAAUCCGAGCAAGCACGACAUGCGCAAGUACCGCAAACUGCAACGCUCCGAGGUGGAAGACGUCGCUCUUGGCACCAACCCAGUGGAUAGUGACAGUGAAUUCGAGAUGAAGGACAAGAGCUCGUCACGGGCGAAGAUCAGCCGGACAAUUUCAUUACAACAACGUAAUUUCAAGCAAAAAAUUGUCGCUUUGCUGAAACGUUUCAAAGCCUCCGAGGAGUUGGAGGGUGAGGUGAGCCGUGGCACCGCAGCUCUUCGUGGCGAACGCGAUUUGGACGCACUCUUCCAGGAGCUCGAAUCGCUGUCAUGCUGCGAGGGCGACGAUUCUGGUCCCGACAUGGACAGCUUGUCCAUUGGGUCGACACCAAAACCUUCGCUGCGCCCAUUCUUCACCAAUUCGCGGAUAAUGCUGCACGACAAUAGCGCCGGUGGUGGCAACUUUGAACGCAGAUCAUCGGAUAAAAGCGACCAAUUGACCAAUUCGUCAUUCAAUUAUGAUAAUACUAGACAAAAAUGCAUUCAUUUAACAAACAAUAACAAUAAUUCGGCUACAACACCAGAUCGUCCGACCGACUACCGGAACGACAGCUCUGGCAAUGAGGGCAACGCUUUCAAUACCGAUGGCCAGAACUCCGACCCACAGAACAGUCCGCCACGCAGCGACAAGGACUACAUGCGUUUGCAGUUAUUGCAACAACAACAACAGCAGUUGACGCCAGUGAGCGGUGGCGGUAACAGCGGCAGUGCUUUCACUUUCAGCGAGAAGCGUUCGCGCCUGUUCCGGACAUCGAGCAAUACACCAAGUGGUGCUGGCAGCGGUAGUGGCGGCGGUGGUGCCAUUGGCAUGGGCAUGGGUAAGAAAAAGCAGACGCUUAGCUUAACAGCUGAGCCGCGUUCAGUAUUAGAGACAUGUUUGUCGCCGACAAAUGUCGAACCGCGAAAACUGUUGCUCGAUCAAUUGAGCCGGAUAUUCGCCAAUGAGGACACAAAUCUUCCCGAUGUGGUCACAAUAAUCAGCCCCCCUGAGGCGCUAAGUGGCAGUGCACUAAUUCCAAAACUGACAACGCUGUUGGCAAACUCCUUCAAGCCAGCUUUUGUACCGCAAAAUACGGCGGAAGUGAAGGCGGUGCUGCAGGCGCUAAUGGGAAAGAUACAAAAAUACUGCAACUCGAAUGCGAAGCCACCGAAUACGGUGAAAAUAUUGUUGUUGGGAGGCGAUUGGCUACAGGGCGCAGCCUUACGGCAUUACGUCGAGCUGAUGGGUGUGCGUCCACCGGACUGGCUGAAUCAUUUGCGGUUCUACAUUGUGCCGAUCGGCAGCGGCAGCACAAUAGCGCGUUAUCUCAGCCAGGUGGACUUGACAUAUGGUGCCAUGUUUGGUUCGGACAAUUGGUAUCAAUUGUGCGAGCGCGUAGCGGCGACUGCGGCGGCGGUCAGUGCCGUAACGACGGUGAAUGCCUCGGCGUUGUCAACGACGCUCGGCGACUCGGUCACGGCGAAUAAAUCCGACAUUGUGGAGAUGGUGCAACGCAUACAGCGCUAUCUACACGCCGCUGGACCAUGCACUCAGAUUCCCAUUGGUGAGGCUAUGGUCAAUUACAAGGACGAGGAUUCACGUCAAAUAUUUGUGCCGUUCGUUAGUGAUGUGCGCAUUGGUUACUUGGAGGGUCCACAAGUCUCACUCGAUCUCGAAGAGAACGCCACGCAAGCUGGCGGCAACACUGGCGCGCCACAGUCGCUGCAUAUGUCCAGCGCCAUACCCAUUGGCAGCAGUAAUGCCACGAAUUUAACUGGUGCCGGUGGCGUGGCUGGAGGCAAUAACGCUCCAUCUGGUUCGCCACCCCAGAGCGGCAGGAUCUCACCCCCUCAGCAAACGCCACCCACGUCGGCGAACGCGCUCCGUGAUCGUGGGGGCGAUUCGAUUAACACACCCACAACGCAGUCGAAUGCCGCUUCCGAGUCGGUGGAGCUGCAAGUGGAUUAUUGGCCCAUUAUUCGACCGGGAGACUACACGCCAAAGGAAAAGAGUAUCACGCGUGGCGGCGACCAGGGUGGCAAGAGUAGCAUUAAGAGCACAUUUAGAAAUCUACAGGUUUGGCGGCUACCUCAGAACGCCCAAUUAGGCGAAAUGUCCCAUGGAAUGACAGUGAAUUUCGCGACCAAAGAAAAGAAACAAAAACAAAUUAUGCGUCUAGGCAAGAAAAAGGAAAAAGACCGUGAUCUCGAAAAGGAGCAGUGCGUCGAAGGUGUGGCGCGUUUGAUUUGCUCCCCCAAACCGUCGCACCCAGUACCGUUAAGAGUUUUCAUCGACGGCACAGAAUGGACUGGUGUAAAAUUCUUCCAGUUGUCUUCGCAAUGGCAAACACACGUAAAGAAUUUUCCAAUUGCUCUCAUUGGUUGUACGCCAAUGUCUUGUUCUGAGAUAUCCUAGUCAUUUUAAAAACAAUAUUUAAACCGAUAAAAUCUAAGAAACAAAAAAAUAUUUAAUAAUCCAUGUAACAAUUCUACUUAUAUAAUAGCAGAUAAAUAUGCAUAUAAACAUGUAAUAUCUACGUUGGUUAUCAUAUUGUACGUAGUACCACUGCUACUUAGUUCAAUAACUUAAAAACAUUGUAUUAUAUAUGUUUGGAAAUAGACUCACACACACACAUCCAACACACAUCCACUUUCAAAAGGCCUUCGCAUUUGCGUUCAAAGUCCCUAUUGUGCAGAGCCUUGUGCUUUCGGGACAAAAUAUAAUUUUUCGAAAAGACAGUUAUGAAAUUAGAAGGCAAGCACACCCGCAUCUUUUGUUUAAUUAAGCCCAAUAACUUAUACAAUACCUUUAAUGACAAUUUGUGGCAUCAAUAUGGUUGCCCUAACACUUUUGUUUGUCCACACUGCUAUAUAAAGAUACACAUGCGUAUACACUUUUUAUUUUUAGUCCAUGUAAACGCGUUAAGAAACAUAUACAUAUAUACUUUUAUUUUUUUAUUGUGUUUUAAUGCCAAUUUGAGUUUUGAGCUGAUUGUAAAAAUAAACAGAAGAAUAUUUAAUAUUAAAUGCGCUUACUUAUAUAACUCGUAUGUACCGAUGUACAAUUUAAAGGAAACUAAGUGAAUUGCGAAACUAAACCAUGCUUGCUAACCGUAGAAGUAGUUCGACAUAACAUAUACAUACAUACAUAUAUACAAAUAGAACAAUGGUAGCUACGCCGACAAUGUGUUAAAUGCAAUAUGAAACUUGAAUAUCGAGAUACAAGUAUGGCAUACAGUUUAUAGCUUCCUACAACCACCAGCCAUAUUUUAAUACUAAAUAAUACUAAAUGUUAAACACAAAUACAGUACAUAUACAGUUUAUCAGAUUGAAGUACAGUUUAAACUCAUAAGUGAAACGUAAAUUAACAUUAAAAUGCCACCGUGUUCAGUGCGCUGCGGUGACUGAACUCCAACGAAUUUCCAUCAAUAAAACACCUGUAUCCGAAUAUUCCUUAUUAAAUAUUAGAUAUUAAAUAAACAAAAUACAAAUCGAACAUGUUAUGAAUCGAGAUAGCAUAAAGUACAUAACCGUUGACAAUUCUACAUAUAACGCCGAACUUUUUGAACUCAAACUUGUAUAGUGUGUUAUGCGAUAGAAAUUUAUGAAAGAACUCAAAAACUGUUCAGAAGUUAUUUAAGCUCCUGUUGUGUUACUCAUUGGUUAUUUUUUCUCAAAUUUCAAUGUCACACUUAUUUCCGAAUAUCAUCCAUACUUGAGUCGAGUUCCCUUUUAAAAUCUUCGUUUAGAAACUGGCGCGAGUAAUUAUUUAAUAUUUAGAAAUCUAAAAUUAAUUUUCAUACAUUUUAAAGGAAUAUAUCCUUUCUUCUUGUUUGUAAAAAUAUCAACACACAUCACAAACUAACAUCCCACAUCUGUUAACUGUGUCCAAUAUAAGCGUUCUUCCUUAAAAAAUAGCCCAGACAGCUAAUGUACAUUUCUUCUAUUUUUUCGAAUUUAUUUUUAUAUUUUUUUAAUAUCGUCAGAUUUUUUCAUUAGUCAAUUAAUUUAUUAAUCAAUUUGAGUUUACGAUUUGCAAAACAGAAAUAAAAGUAUCACACGCUGCACUCGAAGUUUAAAUAACUCGAUUGACUGGCUGUAGAUUAAGGAACACCAGUAAUGAAUUGGCAUGCAUGAAUGUGGAUUCCUUAAUUGAAAGAACUCUUAUAAAUUGUAAAGAAACUCUAAUUGUUGUGAUCUAAAGUAAAAAAAUUGUAAUGUAAGAACAUCAAUAUUUGUAGAGAUGUCUAUGUAGUUAUCUCAAGUGCGAUAUGUAAUAUAAGUAUAUUUAGUAAAAUGUUCAUCCAUAGCAUUAUUUGUUCCAAAUACUGAAAACAGUACUGCUGGUGCACAUCGUAAUUUGUUUGUUGUGCUCCAAAUAAAUGCGGUUAGACCUUGAACUUGUGGUUGGAAAUUUAUUAGGUAUUUAAUUAAUCUGUCUUCAUAUACAAAAUUUUUAAAUUACUAUAUAUACUUGUACAUAUGUACUCCAUGCAUGUACGUAUGCCCAUAUAUGGCAGUUGCUCUCGUUCCAUAAGUUCUGUGAAUGUUUAUUAGAGUGCAUACAUAAAAAUUUGCAUAUAUAGCAUAUUUAAAAAUUAAAAUUAUAAUAUAUAUACAUACUAAACUAUAUAUACCUAAUAUAUACAUAUACCUUAAACUGUAAAACAUUAAUAUCACUUAUUUAAAACAUUAAACAUUUAAAUUAGAAGAGACGAAAUCGUAAGCGUUUCGUCAGUGAGAAAGAAAGGUGCGAGUAAGAAAUAUGCAAUAUAUGAGAAAGUGAAGAUUUACAGAGUGAAAAGAGAAAUUCGAAUAAAACAACAUAAAAGUUAGUCUAUAAGCAUUUUUAAUAAUGAAUAAACAAAAGAUAAGACUUGAAAUAAUACAUACAAAUAUAAUUUCAAUGUGUUCAGUGCUUAAUUUUGAUUUCGCCUAAAUACAAUACAUUUAAUUUUGAAUUUUGUUUUUGUUUGUUUGGGUUUGUAUGAAAUCGCGCAUUCAUCAAAUUGUGCAACGCCAGCGCGUGGGGCAGUUGGUUGUGAAUUGGCAAUUGAUCAAAUACAUAUGUAUGUGUUGCAGCUUCAUUGUUAGCAUUGCAUUGCCAGUGAUAGAAAAAGAAAUAAAAAUAAAAGCCGCAAGACGUCAACCAUGACAUUAUAAAGCGACAUAUGCUAAAUUAAUAUUCAUGCCACAAAUGGGGGGCAAGUGCAACUGUCUCCAUUGUUAACUGAAAACUCUAAUAUAUUAAGUAGUCGGUCAGAUCAUAUUGUUCCACAUGUGUAUAUGAAAGGGCUUAUACAGAAAUACAUAGAUUAACGUCGCAUUCGCCAUUUAUUGUGAGUGCUUAAAUACUGCACCUCAGUUCCGAUUCUGACCACAACCA
Bactrocera tryoni is the source of this 7122-nucleotide messenger RNA. RefSeq names its product phosphofurin acidic cluster sorting protein 2 (gene KrT95D). Gene Ontology annotation, biological process: protein localization to plasma membrane. The record is from RefSeq and is a predicted model, not a curated record. The coding region runs from base 646 to 4152 and encodes 1168 amino acids. The transcript has 12 exons. Lineage: Eukaryota; Metazoa; Arthropoda; Insecta; Diptera; Tephritidae.